AAAUUGUUUUCAUUCUGAGCAAACCGGGUUUUGCAUCUUCAUCAAAUAUUAUACAUUUUUUUACUAAAAGAAAAAGGGAGGAUAAACAGAGGCAAAUGGCGUCUCGGAAUGCGGGCGGUGGAUCGCAGGGCCUGGGCAGGCAGAGCAGCGUUGCGACGACGAGUGGGAGUGUGAUGAAGUCGAGACAAGUGACACAUUUACAAUCGCAGUUGGCUCUGUUGUCACAAAACCUAUCAGAUACCGAGAAUUUAUUAAGGAUGACGAGUGUGCAGGCCGAAGCUAUGAAGGGGUUGGGUAGCUGGCACGGUGGCCUGUUUAUGGCUGCGAGUAGAGUGCUUGGGGAAGAGAGCGUGAAGGAGGCUGAGAAGUGAUGAUGGGCUGUUGUACGGGAGGAGCGGAGGGAGAAGAUAUGAUGGAUCACUGAAAGAUGUCGGGUUCUGCUAGCAUUUACUGAGCGACUAAUGAUAUAUAUGAUUUUG
Messenger RNA from Trichoderma atroviride IMI 206040, 479 nucleotides. Lineage: Eukaryota; Fungi; Ascomycota; Sordariomycetes; Hypocreales; Hypocreaceae. The record is from RefSeq and is a predicted model, not a curated record.